CCCGGCUGAAACCCGGAGCCUGCCGACUGGGACUGCCUUCUCCGCUCGGGCCGGGGCGGGCGCUGCGCGCUCUUUCCACCACCCCAGGCAUCAAGUCUCCAGAGAACAAGUCCCGGGGUCAGACGGCGUCAUGGAACCCCCGGGGCCGCAGCUGCUAAGUUUGGAGGCGCCGGGACCUGCGCCUUUUGAAGACCCCCCGCCUGCCGAGGAGCCGCCCGCCCCGGGAGUCCUCUGCACCGAGGGUGGCGGGGACGGCGGCGGCACGUCGGCGGCCCCGAGCUCCGACGCCGAGGGCCCGUCCCCGCAGGAAGAGACUGCCCCCUGGGAGCAGGAGGAGCUGCUGGAAAGCCGUCGCCGCCGCCGCUGCGGCGCGCGCUCCUUCCCUCUGCCCGCCGACCCGAUCCUGCAGGCGGCCAAGUUCCUGCAGCGGCAGCGGCCGCCUGCCCCGGGGCCGGGCGCGGAGGGCGGCGAGAGGGUCGAGGACGCGCCGCACAGCCCGGGCUGCUGCGCCAAGUGCCAGAAGCGGGUGCAGUUCGCGGACGCGCUGGGGCUGAGCCUGGCCAGCGUGAAGCACUUCAGCGUGGCCGAGGAGCCGCAGGUGCCGCCCGCCGUGCUCUCUCGCCUGCGCAGCCUCCCGGCGCGCGCCGAGAACCUGGAGCAGCUCCCGGGCCUGCUGGCCGCGGCGGCGGCGGCGGCGGCGGCCGCGCCCCUCCGCGAACAGCCUCCCCGACUGCAGCCUCUCUUCGAGCUCCCCGGGCCGAGCGCCGCAGACGAGCGCCUGCGGCGACAGCGCGUGUGCCUGGAGCGCGUGCAGUGCUCGGCACCCUGGGGCGCGGAGGUGACAGGCUCCGGCCGGGUGCUGGGCUGCCCGGGGCCGCGCGUCGUGGCCGUGCGCUACACCUUCACCGAGUGGCGCUCCUUCCUGGACGUGCCGGCUGAGCUGCGGCCCGAGCCAGGGAAGCCUCCGCCGCCAGAGGCGCCGUCCUGGGGGCCGGGGGAGGCCGAGGAGGAGCCGAGCGCCGAGCGCUUCCACUUCGCGCUGUGCCUGCCCCCGGGCCUGCAGCUCAAGGAGGGGGAGGACGCGGACGCUCCGGACGUCGCCGUCCACUUCGCCGUCUGCUACCGCUGCGCCCAGGGCGAGUAUUGGGACAACAACUCGGGGGCCAACUACACGCUGCGCUACGUGCGCCCUGCCGACGCGCGCUGAGCCCGCAGUCCUCGGCACCGCAGCGCUCGCAGGGACGCGGGAAGGGGCCGACGGCGCGCGGAGCCCAGGCAGCCGCGACGCUUUGCGGAGCGUCAUCUUUCUGGAGAGAAGAAGCCGCUCCCCGCAAGCUCGCGCCCCAGACAGAACCCGCCUGCAAGCACGGAGCCCUACCCGGCGAAGCGCCCUACCUUCCCGGCCUCUUUCCCGUCGCUUUGGCCUCUGGAGUUCUCGCCGCGCGUCGAAUGGGAAGAAAUCCUCAAGAUUCCGAGCAGUGGCUUUCUCCACGAAAAAGACUCCUGACUCCUGAGCGAGGCUGCAAACCCUUCGGAUUUGUCUUUAACUGUGGACGUCCCCUCGGGUCUCAGGGAGCGGUCGAAGCAUCCCUCCGCCUCGCGCCGAGGGACGGCGUGAACUGCGGGCCCGCGGGAGCCCGCGGCCUGUUUCUCGAGAAAACCAGGUGGGGCCUUGGCCGGGCAGUCCUUUUCUCUUACCUGGGAUCUGGGAAAUGUUUGGUGACUCGUGCGCUUGCGUACAAAUGUCCUUUUGAAAAGUAAAGGUCACGUGCACGUCUGUUACUUGAUAUUUCAGCUCCCGGAAGUUUGGGAGACCUUGGCAGUCGGGUCGUCUUCUUCAGCGGAUGAUGCUACACUUUAAAGUGGUCAAACAACAAUAUUUUCAAAUUUCCCUUCUUUCAUCCCUCCUGUCUGAUGUGGAAAGGCCCAGAUUUCCCAUAAUGGGCUAGAGUGUUCUUAAAAGUGUUUUGUAGAAGUCGUUCUUUCCCCGGGCAAAAUAAGAUGCUUGGUGAGUUGAAAUGCCGGCGGCAGGCCUUGGCGGUGAGCCGUCAGAGCCGGUCUUUGGCCUCCAGCCGCGAUGUGUAGGCAAAGCACAUCGUAGCUGCUAGACUCCUGGGCCAUUAGCAGUCAGAGACGCCGGACUCUCGGUGGCUGGACUCCAAGCCGGGGAGAUGAGGGAUGGAAGGGUGGCUUUCUGUCCCUCCUGGAGCCACAGCAGGGAGCAGUGGCUUGAAUGAUGAAGCAUGCCCAGCAAGAAAAUCCUGCUCCGAAUCCGGUGGGCACCAGCCUGGCUGGCCUCCUUCAUUCACUGCUGAUGGCUGUGGAUGCCAAGAUCAGGGCUGGUGAGCCUCCUGAGGACUGGAUUUCUUCAUACCUUGGUCCUGCCUUGGUAACUUGUCUGUCUUUUGUUCUCAUACGUUCGAGCACGUGGCUAGUACAAUCAGCCCAUGGGCCACAUUCAGCCUUAAUCCUGUGCUUGUAGGGCCUGAGAGCUAAGAAUGUUUUUUACAUUUUUUAAAGAUUUGGAAAAAUUCAAAAGAAGAAUACUAUUUUUGUGACACAUGAGAAUUGUAUGAAAUUCAAAUUUCAGUGUCCAUAAAUAAAGUUUUAUAGGAACACAGCCAUGCACAUUCGUUCACAUACUAUCCAUGAUUGCUUUCCUGCUACAAGAGUGGAGUUGAGCAGAUGCAACAGAGACCAUAUGGCAAAGUCUAAAAUAUUUACUAUCUGGCUCUUCAUAGAAAGUCUGCCAACCCCUGCUCUAGAGAAGUAGUAUUUUUUUAAAACUAUAUGUUGAGAGUCAUACUUAAUAAAUCAGUUAAACUUUUAGUAAAAUUUGUCACUUGAAGUAAACCUCCUCUGAGUAAAGGUAAAACUGGUUACAUUACUCUCAGGAAUCUUGGUUGGUUACAGUAAACACUAAGACACCAAAUGUACAGUUAUUACUGUACUGGGGAGGGGCAUCUACCUGCUUCUUACUUCUAAGAAAUAACAGAAAGUCAAGGUAGCUAAAAUAUAGCACCAUCCGAAUUCACAUCAGGCUACAGAAAACUGCCAGGUAUGUCGAUGCUUCAAAAUGGGAUGUGUCUCAAGUAUAGGAAUAUUUAGAUUGAACUCCGGUUUGUGGACAUCCUUUUUGACUACAGCAGUGUUUGCCAGGGGUAACUGAUCAUGGGAAAAAAAUUUAAGUACUAAUUUCUUAGUGGAAAGCCAUCAAGUUAAUGAAUUACAAUUUACUCUUGGAGUAAAGCGGACUAAACAAUGGUCAUGUGGAUGAAACACUACCUAAUUCACAUGUGCUUAUAAAAAUCAAUAAGCAUUUAUUAGAAUUACAUAAUUUUUCUGCUACUAAAUACAAACACAAUCAAGCCUUUUCAUUCUAUGUCUGGUAUGGGGUCUGGUAUAUCACUUCCUUUUUAAAAGCACAUUGUUGCAUAAUAAAAACACCUAAAUACAUUUUGUAUUUUUCUUAUGUACUUAGGAAUACAUUUUAGUUGAAAAGUACUGAUAGUGUAUAUGGCCUAUAACACAGUUUGAAAUGCUAGUUUAUAUGGUAGUAAUGCACUCUUUUGAAUUGUUUUAGAUUAUUUAAAAUUAAAUUAGGAACACAGUAUAAUGAUCAAAAUAGAGAGCCUCUUGUCUGGUAUCUUUUAAAAUGGUAACCCAUUAAAUCUAGAAUAAAAUAAAUAAGAAAUGGAUUUUUAAGAGGUAUUUACAGCAAAAAUUUUAUUCUUAUAAAAACCAUUACUGAUUUUCAAAAGUAUAUUUUGGAAUUCAAACAAUUUUAAGAGUACUUAUUUAAUAAUGUAAGAACUUCAAACGUGGCUGUUAGGAAAGGAAAUCUAGUUUUGCUCUCCCAUAAAUCUUGGAGAAAAGCUCUUCUAAGGUUCAGAAAUUUGUAAAAUAUUUUCAACAGCCCAGUCUUUCUGCAUGUGGUUAUAGACUUUCAAAGUCCUGGAACCGGCAGUCUCCUAAGUGUCAGUUUUAUUUUAUGAAGCGCCAACGUUUUAUCGUAGGCUUCACUUUGUGAAGAAAUGUAGGGACGUUAAAAUAGGUCUUUUUGUUUGUUUUUGAAAAGUUUCAAAGGAAGAGGCAAUACUGAGGAAGUAUUUACGACUGUAUUUCCUGAAUGGAAUGAACACACACACACUUAUCUCCAGAGCAAAAUUCCCACAAUGCAGCUUGGCUUUUUUGUGGUAAUAUUUAUCAACUUGAUAAGUGAGAGUCAUCCUACUUGAAAAUGUAAUAGCUUCAACAUCUCACCCGGCUCUAGUGAUCAAAAACUAAGUUCUGCUUAGCUCAGCUAAUGGUCCUGACCUCCACCAGACAGACUCCAGUUUCUUCUCUAUAAGCAAGGGGGUCCAUGGAUCACUGGGUCAGGGGAUGUUGAAUGAAGUAAGUGUCCCAAUCUAAACAGUGUCAGAAGAGAAUUCCCUGCGGUCCAGUGGUUAGGACUCUGCGCUUUCACUGCUGAGGGCGCGGGUUCAAUCCCUGGUGUGGGAACUAAGAUCCUGUAAGCUGCGUAGUGUGGAAAAACAAAAAAACAAACAAAAAAAACCAAACACGUGUCAGAAGCAGUGGCUGGAAAUGUGGCCUUCUGUACGGAACAAAUGUCCCCUGAUAAGCCCCAGGUUUAUGAAGCAAGGUGACCAGUCGCUUCCAAGACCUAACUGGGGAGGACAGGACCCCGCUCCAGGGUGUGGGCAGUGGAGCCUGGGAGCUGGUCGAGCUCUGGGGCCACCAAGUGUCUCUGUCCAGGCAGCAGGGCCACAGCUCAGGCAGCUCUCCUGAGGCACCAGGGAGUGGGCAUUUGUCAUCCAGAGCCUGGGCUGUAGGGACGGGAACCUUCUGACAGGUGCGCAGUGCAUUUUCCACCUGGCCGCGCCCUCGCCUCCCGGGCCCUCCUUCUGCCCUGAGUCGGGGAGGGCUUCCCCGGUGAUGCUGUGGGUUUUGGGCCACGCAGAACCUGCUCAUUUCAUUUUUGGAGAUUUGUGUUGGACUCUGGCUAUAUCAUUUUACGAGUUGUCCAUAUUUCUGCUUUCUGGUCCAACGGGUUUUGUACAUUUUAGUGUGCUAAGUUUUCUCAUUCCCCGACUCAUUUGCUUGUUUCGUAGGAGCAUGUGGCUUGGAGCACUUGGGGAAUUGUGGUCUGUGUCAUGUGUACUGUGUCAGGAGUGCAAGGAACAGCCUUCAGGAGGAAAUGGCAGGCUUUGCCUUCGUGUGACAUCAUGGAACUGACAGACGUGCCUUUUCGGCUCAUGCAAUGGACACGGGUUUAUAGGUUAAAAGAGGGCACCGUGGCAUGUGGUAACUUAACAGGCAGCCCUGGCAAAUGGUGAGCUGUUUGCUGUCCAGCUUUGCCCGGUCAGUCCCCGUGAUGCCAGGCCUGGACGGUCUUCAGGAUGGGGGUUGUGUUUUGUACGGUCACAGCGGCAAGGGGCUGGGAGCAGGGCAGAAACUGACAACCUGGGCCCAGCCCCGUGACCCCACCUGUCCUCCUACAGGGCCAUCCUGGCCUUAUUGUCGAUAAGCGGGCCGGUGCCUGGAAACCCCCGGAAGAGGCUGACCCUGGCUUCUCCUCGGGACUAGUGAUGGACACUUUCCACUAGGUGACCUGCUGUGUUUCCUUGUUCCCCUCUGGACUCCCUCUGAUCGGGGAGGCUGUCAGGAUGCAGCCCUAAAUGGUCCGUUAACCCUCCAAGGGCUGGUUGCUAGAGAGCUAACACUGUAACUUUCGGUUCAUUAGGACCUAAACUCCUUUAAAUCUUUUUGGGACACGUUGUAUUUGCAUCUUGUAGAGUUUAGUUCUUUGGCUUUGCCCUCUGUGAGCAGACACAUUUUGGCAAGGAAAGAAGUGAGUGACAUUUGGGCUGAAUGGAGGGUUUUUGAGAUGGCGAAGAUCAAGGGCUUGCUUUUAAGACGCGCUAGUGAGAUGUGCCUCGUGGAUCUAAUAGGAGAGCAGAAGUCUAUUUAGGUCAUGAGUUCAGAGCCACUUCAACCCGGAAAAUCUUCAGAUACACAAACACCUCUGGUAAAGCAAAGGCAUUUUAGAGACACUUACAGACACUUAAAAACAUUAGAGCAGUGUAACUACUCAUCCCGUUCAUAUUGUUGGCACAGCUCAGGUUCUCUGAAACUUGUUGGCUCGAGUCACUGCCCCAGGAGAACCGACAGCACCCUGAAGUAUCCCAGAACGGGAAACUCAUUCUGAAAAUCUGAACUGAAUAAAGAUUGAAAGCAGGUGGGUUUUGUGAACUAAGCUUGGAACAUUUAAUCUCCAAGUUGAAAAAUUCAUGAGCACAUCCCACAGAAGGCCUUUCUACAAAUAGCUACAUGUGUUAUGUCAAGGAAGCAUCCACUCCAAAAGAUAAGAAGUUUAUGGUUAUGGGAAACUCAUGGUCUUUAUAGGGGCCCCUGGCAGGGCUCUCUAGUGUUUGUGGGUCCAGCGCCUCUCUGGACAGCUUUGGGUGAAGAACCCGUUAUCAGGAGGCUGUUCUGGGGCAGCUGAAGCAGGACCUUGUAUACCCUAAGUAGGCGGAAGAGGUUACUCUUUCUCGGAGGGAGUUAGGCUUUGCCUCAUUUUUACAUUAUAUAAGAGGAAAGGUGUGUUUAUACUCAGAACCACUUUAAAUGGCCUAGAGGAUUCCAUUUGUAUGUCCUUUUCAGUCUGGUUAAGUUGUUGUGUUUUUACGCACAGACUUAAGGCAUGUUGUUUAUAAAAUUAUAUUUUUCGGCCAGAAAACCCCUAAGCCUGUGUGUUGCCCAUGUCACAGUGAAGCGCCGACCCUGGAAUUAGUGAGUCUGUUUGUUGUAUUAGGAUUGGAAAUAUAAAUCGAAUUCGGUUUGAAGGUCCCUGGGAUAUCUAAAAAUCGAUAGUGUGGAUAAGUACAGAUAUAAAUGGAUACUAAAUUGCAGGCAAGUCCUUAACAAUGAAAUACACAAUAUGUUCUUUUGGAAAAAAAAAUAGUCCACAUUUAGAAAAAUCUGUGAGUCCCCUGCUUAACUCCCAACCUCCCCGCCCCCUGACCCCCAAAUCUGAACUAGAGGUUGCUUUUGUUACCAGAUCCUGAGUGAUUUUGGACUUUGCUGUUGACCAGAUAGUCAUUAAAAUGAAUUUCUCUAUUGGUGUGACUGCCCUGAAAGAGUAGAUUUUCUGGCCAAGGAAACACCUUCAAAACGGCUGUAAGGUGUUGAGUUCUGAAGCUGGGGGCGGCCCUGCCCUGCACGGCCCACCAGAAGGGAGCCAGGAGAAGGUGCAGGGGAGGAAGCGCUGCUUUGGGCCUGGGCCUGCCUGCGGCAGCCUCCCCUGCCCCGAGGCCCGGACCUGGGCUGCCGUGAAGGCCAAGGCAUAGCAUCUUGGGCCUUUGUUUUCGACUCUGCCACAUCCAGGUGGUUCAGGAGACCUCACCAGAUGAAUCUGUUAGAGCCAAGGGUUUCUGAAGCCAUCGGCACGGCACCAUCCUCUGUGGGUACAGGCAUGAGGGGCCCUGGCAGACAUCUGUGACGUGUUACCUGUAGGUGACAGCGGAGGCUGGGCAUCGUCUGGCAGUAAGUUCCAGCUUCUGUGAAGGCCUUCAGUUUGUGAGCGAUGGUCUGACUUCUGCGGGUGAGCCCAGAGCCCGGCGUGGUUGAGGUCCACGGCCAUUGCAAUAUCACCAAACACCCACGUCACUCCUCCAGGGUCUGAAAGUGCAAUGUAGCUCACCCAGGUGUGUCUGGGAUCCCCGAGCUCUCUCAGCGGACUGCCUGUGACAGCUCUGACUCGACAGAGGCUCCCAGCCCUGUGUGGGGUAGGGGCGGAUCUCAGGGUCCAAGAUGACCAUGGCUGUUGGGGGCACAGAGCCUGCCCUCGCGAGCCGGAACCAGGGGGCCCAAGUGGUCCUUUAUCAGCCAGGCAGCAGUGGCAAGAGUGGGCACUCUUCCAGACAGGAUAUUUUAAUGCGAUUAUGUGGAAUUUUGUACAGUUCCUUCUAACAACGUGAGAGAAAAUAACCUCAUUACCCUCCCUUUUGAGAUCUGCCUGAGAAAUGUGCCCCGUGGAAUGUCUGGGGUGAGUAACAGAUUUCUGUGAAUGUGACUUUUGAUACUGUUUAUUUAAGCUGAGAACUACUGUAGUCCAAACACAGCCCUUGUGUUUCUCCUUGGUUUUUAAAAGGAUGAUUAUAUUUUUGUGGUUUGAAAAUGUCUUUUCAAUUCUAAGGAUUUUUUGGGAAAUUUUGCUUGCUGCUCUGCUGUAUGGUGAUAUUUCUGUAUGUGUUGCACCUAAAAAAAUACUGAACCCAAAGUCCUGAUUUGAAUAAAGAAUGUAAAGCAAUUUGGGACUUUGAAAGCUGUCAUUGAGUCUGCGGACGUAUCUGGUGGUCACACUGGGAUGGGGGCGGGGGGUCGAGGUGG
Globicephala melas (long-finned pilot whale) is the source of this 8394-nucleotide messenger RNA. RefSeq names its product protein phosphatase 1 regulatory subunit 3G (gene PPP1R3G). Gene Ontology annotation, molecular function: protein phosphatase 1 binding; glycogen binding. Lineage: Eukaryota; Metazoa; Chordata; Mammalia; Artiodactyla; Delphinidae. Gene Ontology annotation, biological process: regulation of glycogen biosynthetic process. The record is from RefSeq and is a predicted model, not a curated record. Gene Ontology annotation, cellular component: protein phosphatase type 1 complex.